Molecule: messenger RNA, 1474 nt
Organism: Lolium rigidum
Lineage: Eukaryota; Viridiplantae; Streptophyta; Magnoliopsida; Poales; Poaceae
Exons: 1
Coding region: 18-1247 (409 amino acids)
Source: RefSeq, a predicted model, not a curated record
AACCGGAUCUUGGGGCAAUGGCGGCCGGGCCUGUCAACAAGAAAGUUCGGGCCCUGGGGACUGAAGGCUGGUCCAAAUGGUCCUCGCUCCAGGACGACCUUGUCCGCCGCAUCGCCAACUCCUUCCUUGCCUCCAACGACCUCGACCACUACAUGUGCCUCCGUGCCGUCUGCCCCAGCUGGCGCUCCGCCACCGAUGACCCCAAGGAUAACGCCUCCGACCCCGUUUUCCACCCGCUCCGGUGGAUCGUCCUCGACGAGGUAUUCCAAGGGGACGAUGACGUGCGGAUUCUGUUGAACACCCACACCGGGCGCUUCCUGCACAAAAAGCUGCCCCUGCUCCGUGAAUACUAUGCCGUGGCCACCACCCCCAGCGGAUUCUUCGUCUUGGCAGAGAAGACCCCUCCUCACAGAGCUCGUGUCUUCAACCCUCUCACCGGCUGCUUGACCUGUUUCCCAUGGCCGGUGCCCCUCGAGGCGGGGGUCGCCCAGGUCGGCCGUGAUGACGGCUUGUUCUGCCUCUAUUUUCUUGGUGGCUCGUCUCGCAAAUUUUACACGGCCGUUCCGGAAAUUGAAAGUGCCUUCUCUAGAGACUGUCAGCAAGAAGUUUACAAUACUUUCCGGGAUGUAGUCCUAGCUGGUGCCUACCCACAAUACAUCUCUGCACCGGCGUUGGCUGCUGCAUUUGUUCCGCUAUCCGAUCUUCUGAGUUCUCAUUCUGAUUUUGUCAAGUUUUUAUCGAGUGCUCUUCCUGAAUAUGAUGUAAACAACAUCCGGUUCCGGUGUUAUGUAGUGGGUUUGGCUGCACAAGUUUUUCUGCACGUCGAAAUGGAAGGAAGAAGGCCCAUUGUGUUCAAGAUGAACACCGAGAUAGGCAAGAUUGAGCCUGUCGAGAGCGUUGGCACAUUUACCAUCUUCAUUGGUUGCCACAGGUGCUUGACUGUGGAUGCUGAUAAGUUCCCUGCGAUUGAGGCAAACUGCGUCUACUACACACAACACUCGGGUUCGUUGGCUCACAUCUGCAAGUACAACCUCAGUGACAAGAAAGUAGAGAGGCUCUCUGAAGUUGCCGAAUUCGUGAAGGAGGACAAGCAGUUUGUCCUCGUCGCUGCCCGUCCUUUCACGAUCAUCCAGCUUCUCUGCAGCUACACAAUCAACCGAAGGGAUUCUGAACUGGCCUUGCAACAAAUGGUACAAGGCGCCGAGCAAUCUUGUUCCAACUUUGUGGAUGGUGAUCUUGAUGGCUGACGGUGCUUCCCUUUUGCUAAGUUACUCUUCAUAUUUCCUCUCUAGUCUUUUGGUUUGUUAGGCCUUGAGACGUUCUGGCCAAGAAAUAGGCUGAUUCUAGGUCAGAUCACCUGUCCAAUCUUCUGCUUAAUCAGCUCCUGCAUUUGCCUCGUUACUCUAAUUGGGCUUUGUUUAUUUUUGCAAUCUCUUGUUUGAAAGAAACAGGUUUAUUAUUUGCUCAUAUGUUG